This is a messenger RNA of Haplochromis burtoni (Burton's mouthbrooder), 1079 nucleotides long. It is a transcript of the gene aqp12, whose product is annotated as aquaporin 12. NCBI's taxonomy places the organism in Eukaryota, Metazoa, Chordata, Actinopteri, Cichliformes, Cichlidae. The record is from RefSeq and is a predicted model, not a curated record. The transcript is spliced from 4 exons. The coding region runs from base 176 to 1048 and encodes 290 amino acids. Gene Ontology annotation, molecular function: channel activity. Gene Ontology annotation, cellular component: cytoplasm.
UCCUACAGCUGAGGUGGUUAGGCAUCUAAUCAGGCUGCCUCCUGGGCGAGGUGUUCUAGGCAUGUCCAAACGGAAGGACGCCCCAGGGUACACCCUUGCCACAGAGAGAUUACAUCUCUUGGCUGGCCUGGGAACACCUCAGUAUUCACCAAGAAGGGGACAUCUCGCCUGAGCCAUGUCUGGACUGAAUGCGUCUCUCGGAUACUUUGUGGCUGCUGUGACUUUUGUAGUCUCAGUUCGAUUUCUCCUUAAAAAACGGCCACGGUUCAGCUUCAUCUCAGAGUUUACAUCUUCUUUUAUGCUGGUGGCAUGUUGGCUGGAGGUGCAGACCAUCGUGGAGGUGGGCGAGUGGGCCGGGGGUUUGGGCCCUGAUGUGACUUUAACCAUACUGUUUGUGGUAUUGCUCACACACGGUAUAAUCUGUGGUGAUGCAUCAGGGAAUCCCAGCCUGGCUGUGCAGAAAUUCAUGAAGCUUGAGGCCACCACCGUAACCACACUGCUUGAUGUUGCUGCCCAGUUUAUUGGGGCUCACCUAGGCCUUCUUGCAGCCAAAUACUACUGGAGCCUGGAGCUGACAGACAUGCACAUGAUCAAAAACCUGAUGAUCAGUGAGUGCAGCACAUCUCUGCUGGUUUCUGUGCUUCAGGGAUUUUUUACCGAGUUUGCCUGUGCCCUCAUCUUGCACAUCAUCCACUUAAACCUAUGCCGCCGAUCUGCUCUGAUCAGAGUGCCGCUGAUUGCUGUCCUCCUAACAUUCCUGUCCCAUUCAGCCAAAGGUUAUACCUCAGCUUACAUGAAUCCAUCACUGGCAUAUGGACUCACCUUCCACUGUUCUGGAUUUACCUUUGCAGAGUAUGCAGUGGUUUACUGGCUGGGCUCUCUCACAGGUAUGACUUUGGCUGUUCUCCUGUACAUGGGCCAUAUUCCCAGAAUCUUUGCCAAGAAUCUGCUAUACUCCCAGAAGACACGUUUCAGAGUGCCCAAGACAGACAAAGCAGAAAUGCAAAUCUUUACUUACCAGUGCUCAGCUGUAAAGAGAUGUUUUUAAUUUAACAAUUUAUCAAAAAUAAAAUCUUCAA